AUGGAUUCCGUCAUUGAUAAAAUUAACAAAAUCAAGUCUACUGUCUCUGGGGCUCUCCCAGGCAAUCCUGUAAGCAGGGAAUAUGAAUUAGAUAAGCAAGACGUCACCGUCUGGAUUCUUGAAAAGAAACAAUUCGAUGUGGCCAAUAAGGGGCAGAAAGAGUUUAUCUUAGACUCAAUGAGACGUGGAAUAUCGAACCUGACUCGCCUUCGUCACCCCAAGAUCCUUUCUGUCGUGCAUCCAUUGGAGGAGUCUCGGGAAAGUUUUGCCUUUGCUACUGAACCCCUGCUUGCUUCACUUGCUAACCUUAUUGGGGCUACCUCGAAUCUCAGUGAUGCUAUAAUUUGUUCGAUAUCAAAUUACGAAUUUUCGGAAGUUGAGAUUAAGUACGGAAUGCUACAGUUGUGCGAGGCCCUCGGAUUUUUGCACAACGAUUGCCAUCAAGCGCAUUUAAAUUUGACUCCGGCCUCCAUUGUUCUCAAUCGAGUUGGUACUUGGAAAUUAUGCGGAUUUGAGUUCUCUGAGCAAUUGUCUUCAUCAGAUGAAAGUUCUUCAGCUCGAAUACCUAUAUGGACCCAGGACGGCCCACUCUUGACUCAACCGAGCCUGAAUUUUUGUGCUCCCGAGCUUGCUAUUCGGCCAAUAUAA
Molecule: messenger RNA, 648 nt
Organism: Protopolystoma xenopodis
Lineage: Eukaryota; Metazoa; Platyhelminthes; Monogenea; Polystomatidea; Polystomatidae
Source: the annotation of a GenBank genome assembly